UCUCGCUUUCUGUCCAAAACUCGUUUUAUGCAGCAGCUUCUCUUUCAACACUCUCGCCCGCUUUCCCAACGAACAUGCUCCUCCGCUGACGUCUCCAUCUCACGCGCUUAGAUCUACUCAGAUCACCGUCAACCAAACCUCCGAUUCAUCUUCCCCAACCGCCGCCGUCGUUCCUCGCCGGAAACGGAGGUGAUGAUGAUGGUGAUGCUGUCCUUUUGAGCCACUUAGUUUAAUUUCUUCCGAUCGCGGAGAGCAAGCUCGAUCGAUCAAAUUUAAUCGAUCCGAUUUUCCGGCGAGUUUUUUUUCUCCGGCGGCGAGGAUGACGUCGGGGACGAGACAGCCGACGUGGAAGGAGAGAGAGAACAACAAGAGGAGAGAGAGGAGGAGGAGAGCCAUAGCGGCGAAGAUCUUCGCCGGUUUGAGGAUGUACGGGAACUACAAGCUUCCGAAGCACUGCGACAACAACGAAGUCCUCAAAGCUCUCUGCAACGAAGCCGGUUGGAUCGUUGAACCGGACGGCACCACGUAUCGCAAGGGAUGCAAGCCAGUUGAACGCAUGGACGUGGUAGGUUGUUCUGCAGCGCCAAGCCCAUGUUCAUCUUACCAUCCAAGUCCCUGUGCUUCUUACAACCCAAGUCCAGGCUCUUCUUCCUUCCCUAGCCCUCGCUCAUCGCCUUAUGCUGUAAAUCCUAAUGGGGAUGGCAAUUCCCUCAUUCCAUGGCUCAAAAACCUGUCAUCUGGAUCAUCAUCAGCAUCCUCUUCAAAGCUUCCACAACUAUUUAUUCAUAGUGGAUCUAUCAGUGCUCCUGUAACUCCUCCUCUUAGCUCUCCAACUGCCCGAACGCCCCGAAUGCAAGCUGACUGGGAGGAUCAGUCCACUCGUCCUGGGUGGGGUGGACAGCAGUACCCCUUCCUGCCCUCUUCCACUCCUCCAAGCCCCGGCCGCCAGGUUGUUGACCCAGAUUGGUUUGCUGGGAUUAGGAUGCCCCAUGGGGGUCCAAAUUCUCCAACCUUCAGCCUGGUCUCUUCUAACCCAUUUGGCUUUAAGGACGAGGUUUUCGUCGGCAGUGGUUCCCGCAUGUGGACACCUGGGCAAAGUGGGACAUGUUCUGCAGCUAUAGCUGCUGGCUCUGAUCACACUGCUGACAUUCCAAUGGCCGAAGCGGUUUCAGACGAAUUUGCCUUUGGAAGCAGCACAGCAGGUUUGGUGAAGCCUUGGGAAGGAGAGAGGAUCCAUGAAGAUUGCGGAUCAGAUGAUUUGGAGCUCACUCUUGGGAGUUCAAAGACCAGGUAAAGUGCUGCAUAAAUUGAUAGUCAGUGGUCCCCUCAAUAUGAGAUUUCACUCUUGUUCCAUUCUGUAGAAAGAUUAGAGGAGGAAGUUAAAGUGCAGUUGCUCUUCCAUUUUCUUUUAUUCUUUUUAUUUUCUCUUAGGUCUUAUUUGUUCCCAAGUUAUAUAUACAGCUUUAGUUUUAGAUUUUGGGGUGAUUUUGCAACCCUUUUGUUUGGUCAGUGUAUUGUUAAACCUUUUAAUAUUAUUGGAAAGAUCAAUAUACUUGUAUGGACUAUGGAUUGCUUGAUUUAAUAUUUUGAAAGAAUGAUUACUCGAA
Messenger RNA from Lotus japonicus, 1607 nucleotides. RefSeq names its product BES1/BZR1 homolog protein 4. Gene Ontology annotation, biological process: DNA-templated transcription; brassinosteroid mediated signaling pathway. Bases 320 to 1294 code for a protein of 324 amino acids. The record is from RefSeq and is a predicted model, not a curated record. Gene Ontology annotation, molecular function: DNA-binding transcription factor activity. The transcript is spliced from 3 exons. NCBI's taxonomy places the organism in Eukaryota, Viridiplantae, Streptophyta, Magnoliopsida, Fabales, Fabaceae.